Molecule: messenger RNA, 8860 nt
Organism: Anguilla anguilla (European eel)
Lineage: Eukaryota; Metazoa; Chordata; Actinopteri; Anguilliformes; Anguillidae
Exons: 33
Coding region: 1-8199 (2732 amino acids)
Molecular function (GO): protein binding
Source: RefSeq, a predicted model, not a curated record
AUGGCGCUGGCUGGACCCUGCCCGCACUCUCAGCUGCAGUCAGCUCUGGACUGCAGCUCCAACUCGGCGCUGAUCUCCUGGACCCCGGGGAACGGCACGCUCUUGUACAACGUGUCAGCUGAAGCCCUCAGCACCGGGGACUACGUGUCCUGCACCAGCAACGGCUCGUCCUGUAACAUCUCUGCCCUGGGCUGUGGCCAGCGGUACAGGGUCAGCGUGGUGGGGACGGGCCUCAACUGUGGCAGCCGUCACGGAUACUGGAUAGCAGUGAACACAGCUCCCUGCGCGCCCACCCAGCUGAGCGUGCGCUCCUCGUGCGACUCCGACACCGCGUCCGUAUCCUGGGCCGCCGCGGCGGGCGCAGUGUCGUACGCGGUGACCGCCGAGGCCGGCGACGGGCACCGGAGGACGUGCAACAGCAGCGGGCUGUCCUGCGACGUGUCCGGCCUCCAGUGCGGCUGGGAGUACGCGGUGUGGGUGACGGGCAUGGACGCCGACUGCCACGGGGCCAACAGCGAGAUCCACACCCUGAGAACCGCACCCUGCCUUCCCCAAGCUCUGGAGACACACGUGGAAUGCCUGGCGGGCGAUUUAAGUGUUACCUGGCAACUGAGCAGAGGAGCGCUGCGCUAUGGGGUGGUGGCAGAAGGCACUGCCGGGGACGUCCUGACGUGUGACACGGACAACGCAAACUGCAGCUUCCCUGGCCUGCCGUGCAGCCAGAAGUACAACGUCACCCUGACAGCCAGCGAUGACACGUGCAACAGCUCCAGCAGCCUGGCCAGUGCUGUCACGACAGCCCCCUGCCCACCAGCUGCAAUCAAUGCGACAGUGGACUGCUCCAUCCAAGGGAACUUGACCAUAAGAAUCACCAUUAAGAUAGUAAUCAAGCUGAAGUCCUGGAUGAAACGGGUCCUGUACACGGCCACGGCUGUGGACCCUCUGGGCCGCUCCCACGCCUGCAGCACCUCGAACUCCAGCUGCGACAUCCACAGCCUCCGGUGUGGCACGGAGUACAGCGUGUCCGUCGCCGGCUCCGUGGACGGCUGCACCGGACCCCCGAGCGAGCUGUACACCGUCAGGACAGCCCCCUGUGUUCCACGCCUCACUGAGGUGGAGAUGGACUGCCACUCAGACUCCGCCUCGGUCAUGUGGGCGGAGGUGGCCGGGGCGAGCCUCUACAGCGUCACGGCGGAGGACGGAGCGGGCGGGGCCUGGCACUGCGGGUCGAGCGGGACAGACUGCGCGGUGACGGGACUGAACUGCGGCCAGCUGUACACCUUCGGCCUGACCGCGUCCGAUGGGCAGUGCAACAGCUCGCGGAGUAACACCCUCCCCUCUGAGACAGCCCCCUGCCCGCCACAGGACAUUCAGGCCAACGUGAGCUGCGGCAACCAUACGGGCAGCGUUUCCUGGACCCUCAGCCAGGGGGCGCUGCGCUACAGUGCCAUCCUGCAGAGGACGGAUGGCCACACUUCCACCUGCACCACUCUGGGCAGCACCUGUGAGGUCACCGGCUUGGCCUGCGGGGAGGCCUACACGGUGACAGUGGUGGCCCAGGGACGUACCUGCAACAGCUCGGCCAGCGCAGGUUCCUUUAUCAAAACAGCACCUUGCAUGCCACAAAAUCUGAUGAGCAGCACCAGCUGUGUGGACGGCGUGGCGACGAUGAUGUGGAACAUCAGUAAGGGAGGGGUGCUGUACUCCGUGGAGGCCACAGGCAGUGAUGGUCAUGCAGUUGCCUGCACUUCUGCUGGGGACAGCUGUGACCUCACCGGCCUGCAUUGUGGGCAGAGCUACAUCGUUACCAUGACGGCCGGGGACGACACUUGCUCCAGCGCCCCCACCCAGCCUGUCACUGUCACUACAGUGCCGUGCACGCCAGGGAACGUUUUGACCGAGGUGGACUGCGGCUCGAACACCAUGACGGUGUCCUGGUUGGAAAGCGCCGGGGCCGAGUACUACACGGCGACGAUGGAGGACAGCAAUCGCCACAGCACCAGCUGCCAGAGCGUGGGCGCCAGGUGCAACGUGACGGCCCUCAGGUGCGGCGAGACGUACCGCGUGACUGUGGCCGCGUCCGACUCCCUGUGCUCCAGCCAAGCCAGCCCCGCCUCCGAGACCCCCACAGCGCCGUGCUUGCCCAGCAACAUCGAGGCCAGCGUGGACUGCCAGGAUCGGAGCGCCAUGCUGUCCUGGUACUACGCCGCCGGCGCCCUGUCCUACACCGCCGCGGCGCAGGCCCAGUCCGGGCCCGCCGUCGCCUGCGACGCCAACAACACCAACUGCGUGAUGAGCGGCCUGGCCUGCGGGGAGCAGUACUCCGUGUCCGUACUGGCCCAGGGAGAGACCUGCAACAGCACCGCCCACAUGGCAGGCUGGCUGACCACCGAACCUUGCGUGCCCCUGAACUUACACGUCCAGUACACCCUGUCCAUCGGCCAGCUGAUCUGGGAUAGCGCCAAGGGCGCCACCUCCUACACCGCGGAGGCCAUCACCGACCAGGGUCUGAGCCAUGCCUGCAACACCACCGACACCAACUGCGUCCUGCGCGACCUGGCGUGUGGCCAAAUCUACAACAUCACUGUCACUGCCCACAAUGAGGCCUGCAGUGACACUGUCACUUCUGACGCAUUUUACCUCACCACAGAACCAUGUCCUCCUGAGAAUGUGCAAGCCAGCGUUGAGUGUGAGAGCGGGGAUGGACUGGUGUCCUGGGAGCAGAGCGAGGUGGCUGUUGGGUACGUAGCCUUCCUGGAGGGGCGAAAUGGAGAUUUGGCCUACUGCAGCACAGCAACGACAUCAUGCAGCCUGGCUGGCCUGCACUGUGGCACUGUCUACUACGUCUACGUGCGAGCCCUUGGACAGGUCUUCAACAGCACUGACAGCACCAGCAUCACCUUGACCACAGACAGCGUGGUUGCCCAUGUGGACUGUGUGGCUGAGACGGCAACAUUCUCCUGGAACUUCACUGACGGGGCUCAAACCUACACAGCGACUGUGGCGGGCUCUGGUGGUGACCAGGCCUCCUGCACCACCCAGGAUAGCUACUGCAAUGUCACUGCACUCAACUGCGGCGAGACCUACAACCUUACCCUCAAAUCCACCAAUCAGCAGUGCCAGAUCAUCACCGCUACUGGGGUCACCUUCCAGACCAGGCCGUGCACUCCCCAGAACGCGGCGGUGGAUCUGCAGUGCGGCACUCGUGCGGCUGUCCUCACCUGGGAGCGGCGGGACGAGGUAGAGCUCUACACGGCCAGCGCCGUGGCGAGCACCGGCGCCCGGUCCGUGAGCUGCAACUCCACCGGCGACACCUGCCUCUUCCCCAACCUGGACUGCGGGGAAACCUACACCUUCACCAUCACCGCACACGCCGGCACGUGUCACAGCGAGCUCAGUGACUCUGUGGACAUUGUCACAGAACCGUGCAGGCCCGAGCACGUGACCGCUCAGGGAGCCUGCAGCCAGGGGGCGCUGGUCCUGGAUUGGGACGAGGCCAAGGGGGCGUUGGCAUACACCGUGAGCGCCGUGGGAGACCUGGGCUACAUCAUGGCUUUCAAUGCCACUCAGAACACCUUGGAAGAGGAGCUUCCCUGUGGUCAGACCUACAGCAUCAACGUGGUCGCCCAGGACGACCGCUGCCAAAGUCCCCAGAGCAACCCGGUCGAGUUCAGAACUGCUCCAUGCAAGCCCCAGCACCUGGAGAGCUACAUCCGGUGUGAGGCCAGCCUGGGCUCAGUGAGCUGGGCGGCAAGCGAUGGGGCGGAGUCCUACAUGGCGGUGGCGGUGGGCCAGGACAGCCACACCCACAUGUGCACCACCAACGGCACAGUGUGCACCUGGAAUGACCUGCACUGCGGCGAUGUCUACACCGUCCACGUGGUUGCCCAGGAGAACAUGUGCACCAGCUCCCCCAGCAACGGCACGGUCAUUCACACAGCACCCUGUGUACCUCAGAACCUGGUGCCCGCGUUUGACUGUGGUCUGAAAGUGGCAUCCCUCACGUGGAACGCCAGUGCAGGGGCGGAGAUCUACAUGGUUGUGGCAGAAAGCGGCGACGGGCACAGGCUGGAGCUGAGCACAAACGAGACCAGGGCUCACUUCACAGAGCUCUCCUGCGGCCAGACGUACAGCCUCACCGCUGCCGCCAUCAACCAGGAGUGCAGGAGCGCGCAGAGCGUGCCAGUGCUCAUACAAACAGAGCCCUGUGCGCCAACUGCCGUGAGCAGCGAACUUGACUGCAUCUCCAACAUCGCCGUGGUGACCUGGGUGGCGAGCAACGGGUCCCAGCACUACACCGCCACCGUUCAGGCGGCGGGCGGGGAGACGCAGACCUGCAUGUCCUCCAGCAGCCUGUGCAGCAUCCCCAGCCUGAGCUGCGGUCAGACGUACACGGUGUCGGUCACCGCCUCCAACACGCAGUGCAGCUCCGCGGCAACCGCCGCCUCCGCCAGCCUGACCACAGUCCCAUGCGCCCCAUCCAAUCUGGCAGUGGAGCUGGACUGCGCAGACAACACCGCUGCGGUGUCCUGGAACCGCAGCCAGGGGGCGCUGUCGUACAGGCUCACGGCUCAGAGCAGCAGGGGCAGCCCCUCCAGCUGUGCGAGCGCCGACCCCCCCUGCAGCCUGGCCAAUCUCACCUGCGGCGCGCCCUACACGGUGCACGUGGUGGCCGUGGGGGCCACAUGCUCCAGCCUCCCCGGAGCUUCUGUGGAGUUCCAGACAGUGCCUUGUGCCCCGGAGAUCAGCAUGGCCCACCUGGACUGCUUUACCAGCUCAGCGCUGCUGGAGUGGCACUACGCUGAGGGGGCCACCUCCUACACCGCCACGGCCGAGUCCGACAGCGGCGAUGUCACCGUCUGCUACACCAACUACACCAACUGCGAGAUUGCGGACAUGGGGUGCGGCCAGGUGUACACGGUGACCAUGGUGGCUUCGGACGGCAACUGCAAUAGCUCACAGAGCACCGGCUGGGAGAUCGCGUCAGUGCCCUGUCCCCCUCAGAAUGUCGUAUCCCAGCUGGACUGCGGCACCAACACUGCCCGUGUGGAGUGGGAGGGCAGCGUCGGGGCAGAGUCCUACACGGUGCUUGCCGUUGGCAAGGAGGGCCACGUCGCCCAGUGCAACACCACGGGGCUGGCCUGCGAGGUGGUGGACCUCAUGUGCGGCCGCAUCUACAACGUCAGCGUGGUCGCCCACAAUGAGCACUGCAACAUCUCCGAAAGCGCCAUCACCCAACUGCAGACCGUGCCCUGCCCUCCACAGCAGGUGGAAACCAGCGUUGACUGCGACACAGGGGCAACAACUGUGUCCUGGGAGCACAGCUACGGCGCCACCUCCUACUCUGCUGUAGCCCAGGGAAACGGAGGCUACGCUUCCUACUGCAACACCAGCGACACUGUCUGCCAGUUCACUGACCUGCUGUGUGGCAUGACCUACAGCUUCACCGUUAUCGCCUCCGAUGAUGACUGCAUCAGCACAGAGAGCAGCCCAGUGUAUCAGAACACCAUCCUGUGCGAGCCCCAGAAUGUCAGUGCGGAGCUGGACUGCAGUAGCAACGUGGGCCUGGUGGCGUGGGAGAUUGGAGAGGGCGUGGCCUCCUACCGCGUGCAGGCCGUGGGCCCUGACGGGCACCGGACCCAGUGCAACAGCAGCUCCACCAGCUGCCAGCUGCCUGACCUGCACUGCGGCCAGAGAUACAACCUGACCGUCACUGCCCAGGACCAGCUGUGCGACAACAGCAACUCCUUCCUGACCCUGCAGUCUGGGCCCUGCCAGCCCCGAAACGUACAGACGACCCUCCAGUGCAGCUCCAGCUCCGCCUCCGUGACCUGGGACCGGGGCAGCGGCGCCACCUCUUACGCAGUGGAAGGCAGGGCCGCCGACGGCCACCAGGCCUCCUGCAACACCAGCGCCACCCACUGUAACCUAGAGGGUCUGCGGUGCGGUCAGACCUACGACGUGUCCGUCGUGUCCCAGGACGAUUCCUGUGACAGUGCGGCGAGCGCCAUGUCCAGCAUGCGGACAGCUCCUUGUCCCCCUCAGAAUGUAGAAGCUCAGAUAUCUUGCGACUCCGGGACCCUGGUGGUGACAUGGGAACCCAGCGCAGAUGCCGAUGCGUUCCAUGUGGUGGCUGACGAUGAGGACGGGGCCGACCUUUCCUGCGAUACCAACGGCACUCGGUGCUCCAUGGAAAACCUGCCUUGUGGCCACAGCUACUCCGUUACCGUCGCAGCUGUCCGAGGAGGCUGCCAUGGUGACCCGAGCCAGGCUGUCCAAGUGUCUUCAGCACCAUGUGUGCCCCAGGAUGUCGCAGGCAACCUGGACUGCGUCACAAAUUCAGUUUUGGUCACAUGGCUCCCUAGCCAGGGGGCACAGAGCUACACGGUGCUCGCGCAGGGGAUGGACGGCAACAACUCCUCCUGCUCCUCCGCCGAGCCCUCCUGCAAUGUCCCUGACCUGCGCUGCGGGGUCCUCUAUACCUUCAAUGUCACCGCAUCUAAUGGCCACUGCCAGACCCAGGCUGAAACUACCUUCGAGAUCAGAACAGCUCCGUGUGACCUCAGCACCAUCGACGCCAUAAGCCAGUGCCACAGCGGCAUCAUCCAGGUGACGUGGGAUUCGAUGGAGGGCUUGCCGCUAUACGUUGCCACAGCCGAGGGCAACGACCGCAGCAUCCUCACCUGCAACAGCACCAUGUCCUCCUGUGACCUGGUGGGGGCGCUGUGCGGUACCCACUACACCAUCAUUGUGGCUGCGCCCUCUCACAACUGUAGCAGCCUGAGGAGUCCCCCUCUCAAGAUCAGCACAGCGCCGUGCGCCCUUGAAGACGUGGUCGCCCAUGCAGAUUGCGAGUCUCAGGGCGUCUUGGUCUCCUGGGCCCAAUCCCUGGUGGCGGAGUCCUACCACCUCACAGCCAUGGGGAGAGAUGGGGACCUGCGGGAGUGCAACACCACGAACACCAACUGCACCCUGGAGGAACUGCAGUGCGGCCAGCCCUACAGCCUCUCUGUGAUCGCCAGCACUGGAAAUUGCACCAGUCCAGCCAGCCUGGAAGUCACAUUCAACUCAGUGCCCUGCAUGCCGGACGGCUUGUCUGUGGAGGCCGAGUGUGGGAAUGGCUCAGCGCUGCUCACGUGGGCCGAGAGCGAAGGAUCCGUGGAGUACUUCGCCUGCGCGCAGGGUGAAAACGGAGAUAUGCUCUACUGCGACAGCAUGGACACGUCCUGCGCUAUCGAGGGACUGGAGUGUGGGGCCUUGUACAACUUCUCUGUGCAGGCUUCGGAUGGCAUCUGCAAUGGAUCAUUCAGCCAGCCACUGCUGGAGGGAUCAGCUCCUUGCCCACCCGACGCAGUGCAGACACGGCUUUUGCCCAUGCGGGAGGAAUCGCAGGCGAUGAGAGUGUCCUGGAGCCAGGUGGACUGUCCAAAUGUGAUGUAUCUGGCGGUGGCCACGGGGAACAUCCAGGGUGAUGUCCAGGAGCAAUUUGAGCUGUCUUCUUAUUGGACGGAUUCCACCUUCUUUGAGUUCCUCCUGCCUUGCAGCUCCUCCUACAGCGUGACUGUGAAGGCCAGAAAUCCUGCAGGCAGCAGCCAGCCCUCUGUGGCCCGCACUGGAACCACAGCUCCCUGCCCUCCACUGGCUGUCACAUUCAGUGAAAGCAACACCUCCACCGUCCUCUCUUGGAAUGCCUCUGUCUUCGCAACACAAUAUACCGUCUAUGAGCUGUCCAGCACUGGCAGGUCUCAGGUCUGCAAAACUGCCCAGCUCUCUUGCACACUGGUCAGUGUCAACAGGAGUGCCAUCGAGGUUACUGCCAGCAACUCUGCAGGAGAGAGCAACCCAACAAGAGACGUCCAAGAUCCACUGCAGCGUCGCAAACGAAGAGAUUUGUCCGAUAUCGAGGUCACCGCAGGGCUACCCGCUCCACAGGUAUCGGUAACAGCCUUGAGCGGUUCCUCACUGAGAGUGGAAUGGUCAAGAGUAACUGGCGCCACGUCCUACAUUUUGACUGUUGAAGAGCAGUCCAGCACAGGACCAGUUAGCCCAAAGGUACUGACCGUGACCAGUGAGGAAUCCACAGUGACUGACCUGAAGUUCGGCACAAUGUACUGCGUUGUAGUCACCGCCAGGACCUCCCUCAGCACCAUCACUUCUCAGCCUGUCUGCGUGGUCACCAUAGCGCAAGCAAAUGGUUAAUUCCACUGACUCCUUCAGGCAUCCAUCCAGAGCAGUUGUGUAUGAUGCAGCAAAAGAGGACGGGCUCUAGUCAAAGAAUAAAUGAUGAGAUCCAUUUCGGAGCUCCAGGAUCUUUCCUUUGGGGAAGGAGGAAGUUGGGAGGGGCAACGGAAGAGGAAAGUUUUACUCUUAUAAAUGUUGAAAGCAAUUUGCUGUCCAUUUCUGAAUUUUUUUUACAUUUUCAGGUGAAGCUGUUUUAAAUGACGUUGAAUUAGAAGCCAUGAAUCUGAAUGAUUAUCUUUUUUUUUACAUGAACAGUAGGUUAGGUUGAAAAACUGGGGAUUGAAAUACUAUAAAAUAGCAAGAAAUGACUUUAGUUUUCACAAACCAUUUUGAGGUUGGUAAAAAGUAAAUAUUAGGAACCUCUGACAGAUUUCAAAGUAUUUCUUAGGUUUUUAUGUAUAAUUAUAUCAUAAUGUUACUUUCCAAUAACCACUACAUGUAUUUCAAUGUAUCUCAUUUUAAUCACAUAUGUACACAAAUGUUAACAUAGAUUUAGAUCAAAUAAAUGCUAAUUUACCAAGCAGUGUUGGUAAUUAUACAUCUUACUGUCCAGUAUGCUUUAUAAAUUGUGACAAUGUGUGAUAAUCUAUUAGCCAUAUUUAUUAAUUUCAACCCAUAA